Armigeres subalbatus is the source of this 1490-nucleotide messenger RNA. RefSeq names its product D-3-phosphoglycerate dehydrogenase. Lineage: Eukaryota; Metazoa; Arthropoda; Insecta; Diptera; Culicidae. Bases 324 to 1322 code for a protein of 332 amino acids. The record is from RefSeq and is a predicted model, not a curated record. Gene Ontology annotation, molecular function: NAD binding; phosphoglycerate dehydrogenase activity. The transcript is spliced from 6 exons.
GUGCGGUUUUGCAUUUUUCAAGUGUGACCGGUUUGAAUAAUCAGCCGUCGGUACCUACCCACAUACAUAUGCUGACAACAGUGACGACAAGAGAAGUUCUCUUCUGAUAGUCCACCGCCUUGCCUCCUGCUACGUAGUUGAUAGUGAUGCACUUUUGCUAAAUAGUUGAUGAGGCCCUCGUCGUCGGUGUCCAGACGGUUGUGUCAGUCUUGAAUUGGAAGCGCAGCAGUUCAGUUGCGCAGUGAUCUUCUUGUGAAUUGAUCUCAAUUGAAAAUAAUUUUCAUUAAAUCUACUGGCAGUGGUCUACAUAGCAACUAAACAUAAUGGCUCUGGAAAUUAAAAACGUGCUCGUGUGCGAUGCGGUUGACAAUUCGUGCGUAAAACUGUUGCAAGAUCAUGGAAUUACAGUUGAUUAUAAACUAAAGUUAUCCAAGGAACAGCUGGUUGCUGAAGUAAAGGGCUAUGAUGCUGUCAUCGUACGUUCCGAUACGAAAAUUACCGCGGAAGUAUUGAACGCCGGCUCCGGAAAACUGAAGGCGGUUGGCCGGGCAGGAGCAGGAGUUGACAAUAUUGACAUUGCUGCUGCCACCAGAAACAACGUUAUCGUCUUGAACGCUCCCGGAGGGAAUUCUAUCUCGGCAUGUGAGCUGACGUGUUUCCUAAUUGGCGCGUUGGCACGCCCGUUCUGUCCAGCAGCAAGCAGCAUGAAGGAGGGUCGCUGGGACCGCAAGUUGUACUCGGGAAGUGAACUCUACGGCAAAACGCUGGCAAUUCUGGGCUUGGGACGGAUCGGCCGGGAGGUCGGCGUUCGUAUGAAUGCGUUUGGUAUGCGAGUCAUCGGAUUUGAUCCGAUUACAACGGCCGAAGAAGCACGGGCGGCUGGCAUCGAGAAAAUGGAGCUGGAGCAAAUUUGGCCACUGGCGGAUUACAUUACCGUCCACACACCGUUGAUUCCGGCGACGAAGAAUCUGAUUUCGUCUACCACCUUGUCCAAAUGUAAGAAAGGAGUUCGCGUCGUAAACGUGGCUCGAGGCGGCAUUGUUGACGAGGUUGGUCUUCUCGACGCUCUCGAAAGUGGUCAAUGCGGUGGAGCAGCCCUCGACGUGUUUCCCGAGGAACCACCGAAAUCGGAAACUAGCAAAAAACUCAUCAAUCAUGCUAAGGUCGUUGCAACACCCCAUCUAGGAGCCAGCACGUCAGAGGCACAGGUGCGAGUUGCCGUUGAAGUGGCUGAGCAGUUUAUCGCUCUGACGGGAAAAUCGGCUGCCUAUACCCAGUAUGGGGGUGUAGUUAAUCGAGAGGUUUUGAAGAAUGUAUUUUGAAUUGGAUUAGGAAUGGAUAUUUUUAGUAUAGAUAAUGGUUUCAUCGAAUGAGGAGUGUUUUGUGUUUUCUGUUGGAUAUGAUACGUAAUGGAGAUUAAUAACCUACAAUGACAUUAAUGCAAAUAAUUCAUUAAAGGCAUAAAAAUAAACGGAAGUAUCAAAAUUUUA